AUGGCAGUCCUGAUUAUAGGACGUGUGCUACAAGGGCUGGGCGGGGGCGGACUCGACGUCCUGAGUGAAGUCAUUGUCGCCGACAUAACGACUUUGCAAGAGAGGGCUAUGUAUUUCGGACUACUAUCCCUUCCAAUGGCCGCAGGAUGCAUCGCGGGUCCCAUUCUCGGGGCAGUUUUCAGUGAGUAUGUUACGUGGCGAUGGAUCGGCUGGAUUAAUCUGCCUGUGAUUGGCGUUGCCCUCUUUCUGGCUAUCUCCUUCAUGCGCCUGAAACCCAUUGACCAGUCCCUCCGCGCCCAGCUUAGCCGUAUAGAUUGGCUUGGAAUGCUUGUGUUUACAGCCGGUUGUAUUCUUUUCGCCCUCCCACUCAGUUGGGCAGGGAACAUGUACCCUUGGAGCUCCUGGCGAACGGUAGUUCCGCUGGUCAUUGGCGCGUUGAUCUUAGUGGGAUUUGCCUUUUACGAGGCUUAUCCGACUGACGCGGUGUUCCCCUACCGUAUCUUCCACUCGCGAACGGCACAAAUGACCCUACUUGGAAGCUUCAUCCAUGGCUUCGUGCUUUACACUCUUCUGCAAUAUCUUCCACUGUUUUUCCAAGCCGUCUAUCUUGAAACACCGUUCCAAUCCUCCAUCUCGAUUCUACCAUUCUGCUGUGUGGUCUUCGUCUUUACAGGAACUGCCGCUUUCGCCGUUGAUUUCUUCCGGAGAUACAGAUGGGAAAUUUGGACUGGAUGGGUAUUCCUCGCCGUUGGCUGUGGUAUCUUCUCACUGUGGGACCGAUCCUCCUCCCUAGCCAUAACUGCUAGUUUCCAGGUGAUUGCAGGAAUUGGCAUUGGCACAAUAUUCAGCGUGCCUCCAAUUCCGAUGCAAGCCAGUGCUCCGCCAGAAGACCAGGGUCUUGCAAUGGGAAUAAUGGUCGCAUUCCGGCUAUUUGGUGCUCUUAUUGGUCUUGCAAUUAGUGCCACUACAUUCAGUAGCGUUUUCACCAACAGGAUUGACGGUAUCGCACUGCCCGCUUCGGUGGCAUUUUUGAAAAAUCCCAGUGAAGCCGUGGGCUUUAUUCCCUAUCUACGAACAGUCGACGUCUCCCCUGCUGUGCGGGACCUCAUUCGAGAUGCAUACAAGGACGCCAUGCAGACAAUCUGGUAUGAACUGGCCGCAUUUGGAACUUUGGGCUUUUUGAGCUCUCUAUUCGUGGAAGAAUUGACUAUGGAGACGGAGGAACUGGGUCGGCAACAUUUUGAGGAUGCGUCAGACUGA
Messenger RNA from Penicillium canariense, 1260 nucleotides. RefSeq names its product Major facilitator superfamily domain general substrate transporter. The coding region runs from base 1 to 1260 and encodes 419 amino acids. Gene Ontology annotation, molecular function: transmembrane transporter activity. Gene Ontology annotation, biological process: transmembrane transport. The transcript has a single exon. The record is from RefSeq and is a predicted model, not a curated record. Lineage: Eukaryota; Fungi; Ascomycota; Eurotiomycetes; Eurotiales; Aspergillaceae.